UUGUUACAGGUGUAAGUUAUGAUAGAAAGAAAAUUUAAAAAAGUGUAAGACAAAUAUCUCAAAACAAACGUACGAACAAAAAAACCUUACGUUGUUGUCCACCGUAGUGUUACAGCUAGCUGAUGGUGUCGGUUGUGGUUUUACGUCCUCCUGGCUUGAGUCAGUGGUCAUGUCGAUGAAGCUUACUAAACAAGGCUUCCACAGAGACCUUGUUUAUGAGGUUCGACAUGAGCCUACAUCACAUCCUGUCAAGACUCUGCUUCUUCACAGAUUGCCUAAUGGAGUUUACAUGGAUCAGUAUCAGCUUGCAGAUCUGAGGGAGGAAAUGGGAUUACAGGUGCUUCUCGAUUCAGCUUUAGAUCUCGAGGCCCCGGCCCACGUUUCUUCUGCUUUCUCUGCACUGGUCUUUCUCAGUCCUCCUGAGCCUCUACAGGCAGCAGUUCCUGUCCAUGGCCGGUACCACAAGGCAUCCAGUUCAGGAGGAUGGGAACGAGUAAUCAUCGAACCACCAAGACUACUGCUUCGUUCAGAACACUGUGACACUGUAAACCCUGGAAUACCUCACAGGGUGGUUGAUGCUCCUUGCACAAUUCAGAACCAGAGUUUGUGCUCAUGGCUGGAGGUCCAUGGAUUACAGGUGCCAAGUGUGAGCGUCAAGCUUCCAGUGGGCGAUUCCUCUCUGAUCAUCCCAGUGUGUGCUGUAACAACACUGGUGUCUCUGCUGUGUAGUGCUUUUCUCUUCAGGGCUGUCUGGAAACAUGGCAUCUUCUGAAACUGAAACUCUAAUAGUCAGAAGUGAAAAGGUGUCAUUUUCUCCUGUGCACCUGUACAGUUACAAGCCUAGGUUCAACAUAAAGGAGCACUGUUUGUGGGAAAGACUUUUUACCCUCCUGGAUUGAAGAGAAUAUUAUUUAUGUACAGUAAGUAUUCUAUAUCCUGCUGUUCUUCUGUCUGACCUGUAUAUGUUGUAUUUUUUUCAUUAAAGUGUUCCACUACCUAAUGCUUUUGUAUGUUUCCUACCCAAAUGCAUAAUGCAUAAAAAUGUAAUGUUUGUCCACAUGUCAAAAAAUGUUUUAUUGUUCUGUAUGAGGAAACACCAUUUAGUUUUUUUGUGCCUUGGAAUAUAUUACUUAAAGAAGAAAGCCCAGAUAACGGGAACACCUCAAAUAACUUAAAUGUGAUCAUUCAGAAUAAGACUGAAUAUAUAAUUGGUCUUUAUAUUUCAUUAAAAAAAUCUUAUUAGAUUAUUUCAUUAAUGUCCUCCGGCAUAAAUAUGG
Ictalurus furcatus (blue catfish) is the source of this 1277-nucleotide messenger RNA. RefSeq names its product phosphatidylinositol glycan anchor biosynthesis, class X (gene pigx). Lineage: Eukaryota; Metazoa; Chordata; Actinopteri; Siluriformes; Ictaluridae. The coding region runs from base 170 to 772 and encodes 200 amino acids. The record is from RefSeq and is a predicted model, not a curated record. Gene Ontology annotation, biological process: GPI anchor biosynthetic process. The transcript has 6 exons. Gene Ontology annotation, cellular component: endoplasmic reticulum membrane.